GAGACAGCAGUGUGAAGAGGGGAGCCCUCUCAGCCAAUCAGAAAACAGCUUGUUCAAGCAAGUCGUUGUUGCCAGGGGGAUGACUUUACCCCUACCCAAACAAACCGCGAGCGGAGAUGACAGUUGACGUUGGACAGCUAACGAUAAAUUAGUAAGAAAAGCAGAUAACUAGCUAAAUGACUAAACAGAUAAUUUAACGUUACAAAUAAUAUAUUUAGAUAGCUAAACGUAUUAACGCUAUGUAGCUAUGUUCUAUUGGAAAAUAGCGUGAAAAUACACGGGUUUGAGUUAGCUAACUACAAGUGUCUCUUUAUAGCAAGCUGACGUUUUGAGCGUUAUCAAAAAGGUGCCUGUAGCUAGGUUAACCUAAUCUAAAUCUAGGUUAUAUAGUUAGAUAAUGAGCGGACUGCAGGAAGGAAAGCUGCAGGAAAGUGGAAAUGGGAUAUAACUACAUUAAUUCAUAGAAAAGAACAGAUAGUCAGUGUGAAAUCUCUGCCCAACACAACGGAAAAACACAGUAUGGUGGUUUAAUUACUUUUUCAGUUUAAAUUACACUUUUAUAGCCAGUUAGCUACUAAACAUGGAAACAUAUGAGCAAAUUCUCACUCUUGGAAGUGGUGGAGCAGGAGUCGUCCUGCUGAUGAGACAUAAAGAGACAAAUAAGCUCUAUGCUGUGAAAAGAAUACAGGUAGACAACUCUCGAAAGACAAAGACCAAAGAGGCUGUGUUACAAGAGGCUGAAAUUCUGAGGAAUCUCAAGCACCCCCACAUUGUGACAUGGAGUGACACCUUUUAUGACACAGCAAAUGAGCUCAUUUACAUUGCUAUGGACUACUGUGAUGGUGGGACCCUGGAUGACCAGAUAAAAGGAAGAAAGCCAGAUGAGUACUUCUCCGAACACGUGACUAUGAAGUGGUUUGUGCAAGUGCUCAUGGCAGUCAGCUACAUCCACUCCAAAAAAAUUCUCCACAGAGACAUCAAAACCUCCAACAUUCUCCUAACCAAGCGGGGGAUGAUCAAGCUUGGAGAUUUUGGAAUAUCUAAGAUAAUGAGCCACACACUGGAUAUGGCUUCCACCUGUGUAGGAACACCCUGUUACCUCAGUCCUGAGUUAUGCCAGGACAUUCCAUACAGCACCAAAUCUGACAUAUGGGCUCUUGGCUGCUUACUGUAUGAACUUUGCACACUCAAACCAGCUUUCUGGGCUAGAAAUCUGCUGAAUUUGUUCUACAAGAUAAUAAAGGGUGAAUACAGCCCAGCUCCAGAUCAGUACUCAAAAGACCUUCACUCUCUCAUUGAGAAAAUGCUUUGCUUGGUUCCUGAGAACAGGCCGAGUGCUAGCAGCAUCCUGGGCAUGCCCUAUGUCCAAGAACAUCUCGGCCAAUUCAUUGAGCACCAAGAGACAGAACUGACUAAGGUUAAUGUUGAAUCCAGGCCUCAGACAAGACAAGUAUGUGUUCCAGAGGACAUAUCUGCUGUAAAGAGUGAAGAUGCAACAUUAUCCUGGAAGGACACUGUUGUUUAUAUGGAAAUGCCCACUCUGCAAGAAUCACCAAGUAUGAAAGGAGAUGAUGAGGCAGCUCUUGUUGUGGAGGAGGAGUUGGCCCACGCUACAACUGAGUCUGAUUAUUCAGAAGACUUUGAAGAAAACGAGAGCUUGUCAUCUGUUGAAGGUACUUCAAGGAAGGAUGCCUCCUUCAGUCCUGAGCGUCCGUUUGAGGAGGAGUCGCAGGGUCGCAGCUAUGAAGAUGAGAAAUCCUUAGAUAUGCACUGUCAAGUUGGGUCUGAAUCUCCUCCUGAUGUGGAUGUGGAUGCUAUGGAAUACCCAGAUGACUUUGAGGAUGCUGAGGAGGAGGAGUUGGCUGAAGUGGUGAGCUGUGCCCGAAAUGCCAUUCAGUCCCUAUCAGAAGAUGAUACCCUGGAGCUGAAAGAUUCUGGUGGCCUUUCCGUCACCAUGAGAACUCUAAAAGAUAAGUACAUUGAGGAUGUUGGGCCCUUACUGUAUGAGGAGAUCAGUGGGCACUUUCUGAAUGGCUUGAAACCAGAAGACCUGCAGCCCCAGUUCCAGCACACGAUAGGGACUGACCAUCUGGAGACCUGCUAUCUUAUAUUCAACAUUGAACAGGAGGGUACUACUACAUGUUGAGCAGGCAGCCGUUUUAUUGGGAUGGGCUGAAAUUUGAUUAAAACGUUUUGUUCAUUAUUAAAAUUAUUUAUGCUCAUGGUAAUAUAUUUUUCUAAAGUAUGUGUUUUUUUAAUUAAAAUUAACAUACAGGGCUAAAUAGCAGGGACUUCCCCUAAGCACUACAUUGCAUAACCAAUAGAUGGCAGUCUACAGUUAGAAAAUGGAAUAUAAAGAAAAAAAGCAGGCUUUGUUUGUUGUGUGUUCUGCUGUUGCUGUUGCUCUUUUUUAUUAUUAUAUCAUAUCAUCACUGUCCAAUGAAAAACAUGUAUCUCCAAAACAGCAGAUUUACAGAAGAGCUUUCAAUGAGAGUCAAUGUUAAAAGAGUUUAUUUUGGGUUUAGGAGAAUUUUUAUUAGUCUAUUCAUAAAGAAAUGUUGACACAA
Messenger RNA from Astyanax mexicanus (Mexican tetra), 2567 nucleotides. It is a transcript of the gene nek12, whose product is annotated as NIMA-related kinase 12. NCBI's taxonomy places the organism in Eukaryota, Metazoa, Chordata, Actinopteri, Characiformes, Acestrorhamphidae. The record is from RefSeq and is a predicted model, not a curated record. Gene Ontology annotation, molecular function: ATP binding; protein kinase activity. The transcript is spliced from 3 exons. The coding region runs from base 581 to 2146 and encodes 521 amino acids. Gene Ontology annotation, biological process: protein phosphorylation.